GGAGGAGAUCCAAUUCUUUAUCAACAAUUUAUUUUGAUUCUUUGGCCAUUCAGAAGUUUAUAUUCUAAUUCUACCAGGUUUUGGAUUGAUUUCGCAAAUUAUUAUAAAUGAAAGGGGGAAAAAAGAAAUUUUUGGAAAUUUAAGAAUAAUUUAUACAAUGCUAGGAAUUGAGCACAUCAUCUAUUUGCUUUAAAAUUUAAUAUUUCUUUCAUACGAUCAAUUGGAUUCAUUUUGAUGUUUAUAAUUGGAGGAUUAACAGGAAUUAUACUUUCUAAUUCAUCGAUUGAUAUUAUCUUACAUGAUACAUACUACGUUGUUGGACAUUUUCACUGUGUCCUUUCUAUAGGAGCAGUAUUUUCAAUUAUUGCAAGAUUUAUUCAC
Molecule: messenger RNA, 381 nt
Organism: Heterotrigona itama
Lineage: Eukaryota; Metazoa; Arthropoda; Insecta; Hymenoptera; Apidae
Source: the annotation of a GenBank genome assembly